Molecule: messenger RNA, 2185 nt
Organism: Schizophyllum commune H4-8
Lineage: Eukaryota; Fungi; Basidiomycota; Agaricomycetes; Agaricales; Schizophyllaceae
Exons: 3
Coding region: 313-1812 (499 amino acids)
Molecular function (GO): zinc ion binding
Source: RefSeq, a predicted model, not a curated record
GCGCUCAUGGCAUGGGAGAAGAGACUUCGCUCAGUCUGCUGAGACUCUCUGAAGCUGACUUCAUGGCUUGUAUUCCCUCUGGACUGAAUGUACGCCCCCACGCGAGCUCGGCAUCCAAAGCCGAACGCCAUGUGGCCCUCGCCCCAGCCUCCUGUCGAUCGCAGGCUGCUUUUCCCUCACGCGCCCUCGACCGAGGCGCGUCCUAUCGUCGAGCGGUUGCCUUUUUCCCCUUUCCUCCUUCAUACACGUCUUUUCCACUCGAUUCCCUUUCCUCCGCCUCCCCAUUGCACCCCCAUCGACCGAUUCUGAAUCAUGUCCCGCCGCGUGCACCUGUGGCAAUUCCCUUACGAUGCCCUGCUCGAGCGGUACAUGACCUCGACCGCGCACUAUACCCGCGUGCUCGAGCGCACUUCCGAGCGCGACGGAGAUACAUUCGAGAUGCGCGACGCCGGGGACGGUUACCAGUGUCGCACGAUAAUCAACCGUCAUCCAAGCUGCACCUGCCCGGAUAACUUUAGACCGUGCAUGCACCUAAUCCAUGUAUUCCUGCACAUACUCGGAGUACCCGCGAUGUACGAUGUCUGGUACCAGCCCGAGCUCGACGAUCAUACCUUGGAAAGCCUGCUGAGGCAUCCCAUCGGUGACAGAAGUGCCCGCACAUCUCGGCCCUCCUUUCCUAUGCAAGACUUUGCCUCCCCCGACUCCAUAUACCCCGACCACGAUUUCUUCUCCGCGCCCAUGCAGGGUCCUCAGUUCACUGGCCCGCGCAUCAGCACUGUGGGCCAAAACUCCUCCCGACGACGCCCGAGUUCAUCCUUUGACCAUGCGGGUUCAUCCAUGCACCGUCCGGGCGCGUCUCUAGACCUUCCGCGCUCCUCGCUCGACCUUCCGCGCUCCUCCCUCGACCUCCCGCGCUCCUCUCUCGACCGUCCCAGCACAUCCUUUGACACUCCCCGCUCCUCCUUCGAUCACCCAAACUCCUUCGACCGCCCAAACUCAUCGUUGCACCGCCCAAGCACAUCCUUCGACUUCUCGCCCUGGAACAUCGACGACGCGGACGUAGGCGACGCUCUCCUACAAGGCCCAUGCGCUAGCAUCGGGCAGUACAGGGCAGGGAUACGGCAGCUUAACAUCAAUGGGGCGUCUCUGGACCUCAACAAGUCUCAACUCGAGGAGCUGAGGAGAGCGUCUCUCGACGACCUCCAUCAGACGUCAGUAGACUUAACAAGCUCGUCGGCGCUGGAAGGCUUGCAAAGCACAUCAGCCCUGACCCUCGACUCGCCGCAGAGCCUGUUCGAGCAGUGGUCGCCCACCGUGUUGACGCCUACGGGCACAGGACCGGAGGUGUCCACGAACUCUUCCGGCGUGUCCCCAAAGUCUUCUGGCGGGUCACCGAACGUGUUGCUGGGUGACUGCGGUGGUCACUCAGCCGACUACCAACUCACGCCCGAGCUUCUGGCUGCCGCAGAAGACGUCCUCGAGCGCGAGAUCGCCAGUCUCUCGACCAAGCGACCCUUUGAGGACGAUGCACGGGAGUCGGAGCGCGGGACUGCUGGAAUGAGGGCAGAGCGCAAGGUAGCUGGAACGAGGGGAGAGCGCGAGUUGGCUGGGACGAAGCUUGCGGGCAAGAGGUCAUUAGAGACGGAACCUAUGCCCGCUACCAAGCGCAACUACGCGGAGGAUGACGCAGGGGGGAAAGGACGAGAGGCGGACGACCGGGCCCUCGACAGCAGUACAGACCGACAACCAGCCAAGCGGGCGCGGCUCGCGGAGAAUGAAGGGCGAACCCGCGCCGUUCGUUGGUGCAGCUAGCUUCGUCAGCUUCGACACGUAGCUGCUUCGUGGAUUGGCUGGUCAUGUCGAGCUCUUUUGGUGGGCGAUGGCGGGCUCCUUCGGCGGAAUGCGACGCUGAUAGCCGGUCGAGGUGGGAGAAGGACCUAGUCUUGGAUUUGGCUGAGGUGGGAGAGGCCCGAGGUGAUGUGGGCGAGGGAGGAGGAAGAUGCGGCUGCCCAGUUUCGCGAGCAUGUUGAUACGAGCCGGUGCUCAGCUUACGAUUAAGGCGUACAUCUGAUAAUUAUAUACCACGCAUUCCUUACGACCCCUCCUUUGUUGUUUGUGCUUGUAGGAGCCGCCAGUAGUCCAGCGCGUCAACGUGGAGGGGGCUACAUACUUACAUUCGCCCACC